UGACGAUGAUUCUGACUUUUCAACAGGCUCAGUUUUAUCAGAGGAAGAUUCUAAUUUGGAUUUAAAAUUCCAAGUUAAGGUUGUAAUUAAUGUUAGUGAAUCUGAACCAAUACCGCAAAAUGUCUCUUAUAAAAUUAAUGGCUGUGGACAAGCAAUGACUUUAGAUAACAAAAAUGACUAUAAUACAUUUAUUAGUGAAUAUCAAAAAUUAGAAAAUUCAAGUAAAUCUAUG
Molecule: messenger RNA, 232 nt
Organism: Racocetra fulgida
Lineage: Eukaryota; Fungi; Glomeromycota; Glomeromycetes; Diversisporales; Gigasporaceae
Source: the annotation of a GenBank genome assembly